Messenger RNA from Hemicordylus capensis (graceful crag lizard), 6314 nucleotides. It is a transcript of the gene ATXN3, whose product is annotated as ataxin 3. Gene Ontology annotation, cellular component: nucleus. The coding region runs from base 904 to 1788 and encodes 294 amino acids. The transcript is spliced from 11 exons. Lineage: Eukaryota; Metazoa; Chordata; Lepidosauria; Squamata; Cordylidae. Gene Ontology annotation, molecular function: cysteine-type deubiquitinase activity. Gene Ontology annotation, biological process: protein deubiquitination. The record is from RefSeq and is a predicted model, not a curated record.
CAAAGUUAGUGGCAUUAUUUCAGGGGCGGGGAAAUUUUUAAGCACAUACUUAAUUUUUCCCUUGAAACCAGGAUUUAAAAAUGCUCAACAUGGGCUGGAUUGUGGCUUACAUCUGCUGGGUUGCUGCUCUCAUAUCUGUUAGCUGAACCUUGCUAAUAGGCUUUAAAUAUAUAUACCAUAAAGAAUCUGGGCACAAAGGCCAUUUAUAAGCCUGGGAAGAAAAGAUUUUAAAUGUUCAUUCUAAGAUCCAUCUGUUGUAUGAUAAAAUAAACCCAAAUUUUAAAGAUUAGUUGAUCUACAUUAUUUUUGUGUGUGUGUGUGUGUGUCUGUAUACACACACACACACACGUAUAUGUGUGUGUAUAUACACACACAAAUUUUCCAUUGAAACCAGGAUUUAAAAUUUUUAUAUAUAUAUAAAAUUUGUAAAAGUAAAGCUUUGAAUUUCCCCCUGAUCUGGGUUAAAAUUCUAAAACAUUCUAUGUAUUUUCUGUGCAAUAGUCUACCUGAUCUUGUGAGAGGACUGCAAAGAUACAAUUCUAACUAAAAAGGACUGAACAUUUACAGUGAAUCAUGCCUCUGACAGAGGAAAACAACUCAUUUCUGCCCAUAACUGAUUAGAUUGCUGAAGGAGAUCUGCUUUUCAUAUUACUUCAGCAAGAAGGCUCUCUAUGUGCUCAACACUGUUUGAAUAACUUACUUCAAGGGGAGUAUUUUAGUCCGGUAGAGUUAUCUUCUAUUGCACAACAGCUGGAUGAAGAAGAGCGAAUGAGGAUGGCAGAGGGAGGCCUUUCUAGUGAAGAAUAUAGAACAUUUUUACAGUCUUUUUAGGACUAUGGAUGGAUUAAUAGCACCUUUUUUGCUUUUUUUAAAUUCUACAUUGAACAGCAGCCUUCUGGAAACAUGGAUGACAGUGGCUUUUUCUCUAUUCAAGUUAUAAGCAAUGCCUUGAAAGUUUGGGGUUUAGAACUAAUCCUCUUCAACAGCCCAGAGUAUCAGAGGCUCGGGAUCGACCCUAUAAAUGAAAGAUCUUUUAUUUGUAACUAUAAGGAACACUGGUUUACAGUUCGAAAGCUAGGAAAACAGUGGUUCAACUUGAACUCUCUCUUGACGGGUCCAGAACUAAUAUCUGAUACUUAUCUUGCACUUUUCCUGGCCCAGUUACAACAGGAAGGCUAUUCUAUAUUUGUUGUAAAGGGUGACCUACCAGAUUGUGAGGCUGAUCAGCUACUGCAAAUGAUUAGAGUACAGCAGAUGCAGCGGCCAAAAUUGAUUGGGGAAGAGACGCUGCAAUCAAAAGAUCAGAGAGUACAAAAACCUGACUUGGAACAAGCACUAGAUGUCAACCAUCCUUUUGAUGGUACAGCUAUGUUAGAUGAAGAUGAAGAAAAUUUCCAAAAAGCACUUGCUCUCAGCAGACAGGAAAUUGAUAUGGAGGAUGAAGAAGCUGAUCUCCGUAGGGCUAUCCAACUUAGUAUGCAAGGAAGCCAGCAAAGUGGCUUCUCGGACUCUAGUGCACAGAAUGUUCCACGAUCGUCUACAACAAGCCAGUCUGAAUCUCUUACAUCAGAAGAACUGCGAAGGAGAAGACAGGCCUAUUUUGAAAAACAGCAGCCGUUGCAUCAGCAAGUUCAGAACCCAGAAUUCCGUGAUGCACCAGCUACAAGUUCAAAUGCAUUAGGAACUGAUCCAGGGGGUGAUAUGAGUGAAGAAGAUAUGCUUCAAGCAGCCAUGAAUAUGUCUUUGGAAACUGUUAGAAACAACUUGAAUGCAGAUGAAAAGAAAUGACAAAAAUACUUAUUUUUUAAAUUAUAUUUAAACACUAAAUCCUGUAUUAAUUGUGUGCGGGUGGUAUAAAGGUAGGGUUCAUUUCAUUGAUGUGCUAAAGCAGGAUAUAGCCCUAAAAUGUAUGGGGCUGAGGAGCAGAAUUAAAUGGCAAUUUGUGUAUAACAAAGAAACUGUAUUGCUUAAAGGCUUUCAGCUUUGCUCAUACAACUUUACUGAGUUUGUAAAGAGCAAAGGGAUAUCAAAAUGUCAAAUACCUCACGCAACACCUUCUUGACCCAUAGAUGCUUAGGGCCAGUUUGUUAUACCUGUGUAUACUUGUAUGGGGCAGCUGCCCCAUAUAGUCAGGUGUGACUAUUUUGUGGGUUUUUUCUGCAGACCAAGAUCAACCACCCAUACUCGACAGCCCCUCUCACAAAUCACCCUGAGGCCCUUGUCUUGAGACAGUGCUGGCCAAGAUGGAUUGUGUAGAGGCAUUAAAGGCAUUCCAAGCACCUCUUCUGUCCCCCUACGUUGCAUAGCAACUUCAAAAUUAAUUGAAUGUCAACAAGUACUUUCAGCCUUCUCUAGCAUAGUUUGUAACAUGCAUACUUAUUAUUUUUCCAGUAUAGGGGGACGGGGAGGGGGGGGCAGGGGCACACACAAAAAGGUCUGUUUUUAGUUCUGAGACUGAUUGAGCACAUUUUGGAAGUCUUAAGGACUGCAGGAGAUAUCAAAACCAACAAGCCCUUCUUGUAUCUUAUUUAAAUACUACUUUUUGAACCAUAAAGAUAAUGAUAGAGUUUUCCUCUUCUGUUUGCAGAAGGGGAGAAAAUAAGGGGGACUUCCAUUGGUAUACUCCUUCCAACUAAAUUCUGGGCAAUCCUGGCCCCAGUGCACGGUUCGAGCACAAGUGUUAACUUGCAUGUCAGUUUAACUGGAAGUGGUGGGGUAUUUGUGAUAAACAGUUCCUAACUUGUGUUGUAUAGGAAUUUAUUUUAUCUUUGUUCCUCUAUUUUUACAAGUAUUAAAAGUCACUAGAUGAGCAUAUCUAUCUGCCUUGUACUGAGGCAGACCAUUAGUCUGUCCAGAAUGGCCUCCAACUGGCAGCAGUUUUUCAAGGUCUCAGCUCAGGCAGGGGACCUUCCCAGCCUUGAGUUCCUUUUAAAUGAUAUGCCGGUGAUUGAACCUGGGACCCUCUGCAUGCAAAGCACGUGUGCUCUCGCGCUGAGCUACAGCCCCUCUCGGCCUUCCAGGCCGUCUUAGAAGUGAGGAAGAUGAAGAAACAUGUUGAUGCCAUGAGUUCAGUGCCACAUUUUUAAAAAAAAUAUGCAUCCCUGCUAUCUGAAAUGAAUCCUGCAUGGUUACCUGUGUGUUAAGAAUGGAUAUUCAUAAAUGAAUGUGUGAGGCUGUGUAUUGUAUCAGAUGUUGAUGAAUGUCUUCUACCUAUUAGAAUUUUGCAACUUUUCAUAAAUGGCCUUCGUUCAUGCACCUUACAGGUUUUUCUAUCAUUGUUUCUGUUACUGAGGAAAAUUGGGAAGCAAACGUUGCAAGCUAGUUUUAUUCUGUUUGAAUUAUACAUUGAUACGCAAAAUUGUUAUGACAGGAUGACCAAAUUUGGCAUUUUACUUUGCAAGAAUAGUUUUAACAUGUCUUUUCUGUGUAUAUGUUGCUUUUAAGCAUGCGUUCUGUUUACAUACACAAUCUUAUGACUAUGGUGUUAGAUGUUUACAGUGUUCAAACUGUAUUCUUCUUAAACCAUAGGCAUUUGCCAAGCAUCUUCCCAAGUCCACCCAUUAAUUUGUGUUGCUAACAUGCUUCAAAAUUAUACUAUUGCACCAUGUUGAUGUGUCACUUUUAGCUGCUGAAUGAUAAGUAACUGUAUGCAAAUAUAUGGUACUUUAAGAAAUAAUGCAUUACAAAAGAACACUCAGAUUUUGAUACAACUUGUUUACAAUAAUGUGGUUGAGAUUGCUUUGUUACUAGAACAAAAUAGAUAAAGGAGACAAAUCUCACUUACUCUACUUGCAUGGUUGAUUUUUGUUGUUGAAAACAUUGCGUAAGUGUGAGUAAUGGGAUUUGGUUCUAAAAUUAACACUGCUUUUAAAAAUGCACCUAGCUUUACCAUUUUCAUAUACUUAAAGCAGCACUGUUGGGCCUUUCACAAUUUACUUGAUUUAUUGACAGCAGGAAACUGUCUUGCUAAACCUAGUGCACAGACAUUGCUUUUUUAAAAAUCUGCAGCAUUAAGUUACAUAAAGCUAUCUGCACUGAUUUUUUUUGCUUUCACACUAUUACUUGAAAAUAAUUAUGUGAAGGGAUUCAUAUAAUGCAUGAAAUGAAAUCACAAUUUUAUGUUUUCUUUGUACUUUUCCAAUAAAUGUUCUUUUGAACAAGACAAGCUGAAUCUGGAUGAAUUUAGGGACACUUUUUAAAAAGAUAUUUAGUAUCUGGGUGUAGAUACCAAAGUGCAAAACAUGCAUGUACCAUAUUGGUUAUGAAGGGUGCAACAGGUUUCAGAAAUUACUUUCUUCUUCUUUUUAAAAUAUACCAAAGUGGGAACUGAUAGGGAUUUUGUGUACUUUAAAGGGUAAAGCUAUGUUUGAAACCUGUCACACUAUAGGUCACAAUAUAUGUAUUCUUGCAGCCUUUAGUUAUAUUGAAAUAACAUAACUCUUAAUAUAUGGAGAUGCAAUUUUUUAAAAGCAUGUAAUUGCAGGCUUUAGCCUGGUUUGGCAGUACUCCAUUAACAUCCCUCCCCCGCCCGCCCCAUUUAGGCUGGGUUGGGGUGAUGGAACACCCUGAGUAAUAUCCAUCUUGGAUUUUAAGAAUUUUACAUAAGUCUUUUUCCACAACUUUGUACUUCUAGUUUAUGAAUUAAACCUGUUAUCCAAUAAUGUCAGUGUUUUCUUGUUAAACUACCUGAAGCAUGGUAUGUGCUAUAUUUAUCUUCACGGCAUAGGCUAAUUGCAGUGCUCAGAGGAUGUGGGACUAUGUUCUGGCAGAAGAAUUGAAAUGGGGCAAAUUUUUAAAUGUGGCUAAUUGGGGUAAAACAAAAUGUGUUAUUUUUAAAGGUAUGUUUAUAGUUGCCCCCUUCACUAAGGAUGUACACAGAACUGGCAGGGGCCAGUUUGACAGCGGGAGGGGGGGGAUACCUUUAUGGGCGGGGGAGGAUGCACUCCCCCUGCUCAAUUUCCUAAAAGUUUGUCGGGGUGGCAGUGUACCUCCUUGCCACGUUGCCCCCUUUACCGGAUGUAACGGGAAAUGAUGCACGUUGGGUGCGCGCAACUCGCAUGCCCAACGCACACAGGCACGUCAAGUACUUCCAGUUACAUCCGGUAAAGGGGGCAACAGGGUGGCAGGGAGGUACACUGCCACCCCAACAAACUUUUAGGAAACCAAGCACUGGCGGGGGAAAUGCAGUAUGUGUGUACAUCCUCCCCCACCCUUAAAGGCAGACACACCCACCCACCGUUGAACCUUCAAGCCAGCUAGUGUUCAAACCUGUUCGGAGGCCCAUAAAAGGGCCUCUAAACAAGUUCAUGCACAUCCCUACCCUUCAUAUCCUAGCCAGGCUCUUGGGUAACAGCAGAACUUCUUUGACGCUAAACCUCUUGCUUUAAUCCAUCUUCUCACCAAGUCCAGUUGAAUUGCUCCAAGGAGCUGUGCUGUAGCCAUAAAUCCAUUAACUCUUAAAUUAAAUAUCUAAAAUUAUGUCAGCAGUGUGUGAGAGGUGCUAGGGUGGUAAGGAGAAGCUAUCACUUGGGGAACUCAGUUUACCCUCUGCUCAAUGAUACUAGAUGUGCAUGUGGUUGCAGGGUGGCUAUCUCAAAGACAGAGUGUUAAAAGUGAAUUAAAAAUGGUGGUCCUGUUUGGAAAAAAUUGCUGAGCCUAGGGGUGUGUGUGUGUGUAUGUGGCUUGAAUAGGAUGAGUGAGUGGAUGAGUAAAUGGAUGGAGUGAGUGAAGAGUGAGAUGAGUGAAAUGGAGGAGAGCUGGUUUUGUGGUAGCAAGCAUGACUUGUCCCCUUAGCUAAGCAGGGUCAACCCUAGUUGCAUAUGAAAGGGAGACUAGAAGUGUGAGCACUGCCAGAUAUUCCCCUCAGGGGAUGGAACCACUCUGGGAAGAGCAAAAGGUUUCAAGUUCCCUUCCUGGCUUCUCCAAGAUAGGACUGAGAGAGAUUCCUGCCUGCAACCUUGGAGAAGCCGCUGCCAGUCUGUGAAGACAAUACUGAGCUAGAUAGACCAAUGGUCUGACUCAGUAUAUGGCAGCUUCCUGUGUAGCACAAUGGAGUGAAAUAAGCUUCUUCUGUGAAUCUCUUAAGAGAUCCAGUCAAACUGUUUGUCGUCAAUGAAACUGGAAUGGGGGGAAAUAUACACAGCAAAUACACACUUUGCAGUUUAGAUCCAAAGUUUACAAUGUGUAUCUACCUAGAAAUGAGCAAUCUUAAGUGAGUACCACUAUCUAGGUAUGCAUGCCUUCAUAACCAAAACAUAGUAACAUCUGUACAUUAUGAAUCUGUUAUGUAAAUAAAGUUUAACUAUUUUAAAUCA